Messenger RNA from Dentiscutata erythropus, 209 nucleotides. The record is from the annotation of a GenBank genome assembly. NCBI's taxonomy places the organism in Eukaryota, Fungi, Glomeromycota, Glomeromycetes, Diversisporales, Gigasporaceae.
UUAAAUCUGAUAAAAAAGAGAAGGAGUCCCAUGUACUGAAGAACUUUAUCAAAGAGUUAACCACUGAUUCAUCUGAAGUUUUCAAAGACCUACCGUUAGAUGGGAAUGAAGAUGAUUUUUUAUAUCUGUACAACAGAAUUACUAAUGCUGAAGCUCACAGUGAAAUCACAAAUCAAGAAGUCAUACGUUGCUAUUACUCUCUUGGGAAG